Messenger RNA from Trichomonas vaginalis G3, 195 nucleotides. Its product is annotated as DNA-binding domain of Mlu1-box binding protein MBP1 family. NCBI's taxonomy places the organism in Eukaryota, Parabasalia, Trichomonadida, Trichomonadidae. Bases 1 to 195 code for a protein of 64 amino acids. The transcript has a single exon. Gene Ontology annotation, molecular function: DNA binding. The record is from RefSeq and is a predicted model, not a curated record.
AUGUCAGUCGAAGCAAAAACAUUCACGAACAAAUCUAAUGGCGAAACAUUCACAAAAGGCACUUAUAACGGUAUUGAAGUCUUACGUAGAGACAAGGAUGGUUACAUUAAUGCAACAAAGAUGGCAAGAGAAGCGGGAAGGUUAAACCAUUUAAACAGAUUUCUCAAUAGUGCUAAAAUGCAGGAAAAUUCUUGA